Molecule: messenger RNA, 6977 nt
Organism: Anopheles stephensi (Asian malaria mosquito)
Lineage: Eukaryota; Metazoa; Arthropoda; Insecta; Diptera; Culicidae
Gene: Hrb27C
Product: heterogeneous nuclear ribonucleoprotein 27C
Exons: 2
Coding region: 479-1714 (411 amino acids)
Cellular component (GO): cytoplasm
Molecular function (GO): RNA binding
Source: RefSeq, a predicted model, not a curated record
GUACAGUGCAGCUAACCUCGAAAAGGUGAAAAGGGAAAAGCGAUGGUCAGCACCAUUUAAUGUUAUUUAGAUUUCUAAGAAGUUUAAUCUUUUUUAGUUUUCUAAUUAGUAUUUAAGGCAUCUUAUUAAGAUUAAACCCUGAACGCUAAGCAUAAUUUUAAUCUUUAAAACGUAAAGAAGCCGCUAGAAAUACUAGAAAUAAGUGAAUAACAUACACACACAUCUUUCUCGUGAGCGGGUUCGCAAGCGGGAAAAUUGCAGUGUCCCCAUAGAAACGCGCGUACACGCACACCGCCUCCCCCUCAGAACGCGCACACGUAAACAGAACUUGUAGAGUGCACCAUCAACAUCGGCAGCAGGCAUCACGACGCAUCCUUCGGGCAACGACGCGUACCAUCACCACCACCAUCCGCACCGGGGCGCGAGGAAUCGCAACAGUGAAGGUAGCGGAAGCAGUAGCGGCGCCGGGGGCAGGAAAAUGCAUCCAUCGAAGAAGAUGAUGCCGGCCGAACUUGAUGAUCAUGAGAAGGGCAAGCUGUUUGUCGGUGGGCUGUCGUGGGAGACGAGCCACGAGAACCUGCAGCGCUACUUCAGCCGGUACGGCGAGGUCAUCGACUGUGUGGUGAUGAAGAACAACGAGACGGGUCGCUCGCGUGGUUUCGGGUUCGUGACGUUCGCCGAUCCGGAGAAUGUGGAGCGCGCGCUCGAGAACGGGCCGCACACGCUGGACGGUCGCACGAUCGACCCGAAACCGUGCAAUCCGCGCUCGCAGCACAAGCCGAAGCGUACCGGCGGUUACCCGAAGGUGUUCCUGGGCGGACUACCGCCCAACAUCACCGAGACGGAUCUGCGCUCGUUCUUCUGCCGCUAUGGCAACGUGAUGGAGGUGGUGAUCAUGUACGACCAGGAGAAGAAGAAAUCGCGCGGAUUCGGGUUCCUGUCGUUCGAGAGCGAGAGUGCGGUCGAGCGGGCAACCGCGGACCACUUUGUGCACAUCAGCGGCAAGCAGGUGGAGGUGAAGAAGGCGGAACCGCGUGACGGUAACCAGAACAAUAGCAACAGCAUGAACACGGACUCGUACCAGUGGGGUUCGCCGCAGGCACCGCCGAUGGGCAACGGGCAGAUGGGCGGACCGCCGAUCAACAUGCAGUCCAACAUGAUCCAGGGCUACCAGAGCUGGGGCACGUCGCAACCGCAGCAGGGUUACGCUGGGUACGGUGCCGGUGCGGCCGGUGCUGCCAACGCGUACCAGAGCUGGGGUGGACCGCCACCGCCGCAGCAGUGGGGCAACUACAGCGCGACCCCGCAGCAAACCCAGGGCUACGGUGCGUACGACAUGUACAACAACUCGGGCGCCGGUAGCGCCGGUGGGUACGGUUCGGGCAACUGGAACUCGUGGAACAUGCCACCGAACACGGCCGGUUCGGCUACGGGCUCUACCGCGGACAUGUACUCGCGCCCACAGUCGGGCCCAACGGCCGGACCCGGCGCUUCUGCCGGUCCAACCAGCGGCGGACCAUCGAAGCCGGGUUCGGAGUACGGGGGCGGUUCGGCUGCGUACGGUGGUGGUGCGGUUGCUGCGGCGGCUGCCGCUGCUGCUGUGACCGGGUACAACUACUACCAGAACGAUCAGAACUCGUACAACAAUCGGCCACGUUCGGUGUACGGUGCCGGUAGCGAUGCUACCUCCCAGCCGCCCUACCAGGCGUUCUAAAGCGGACGGACGACGGAUUAGUGUUCCGGAUGGGUGCGCGCUGCGGUGUCGGAUUUUGCGCACGGGAGUAGAAUGGCGUAAUUAUGAAAUAGAAAGAUAGACACACACACACUUUUGGCAUACCUUUUACACGAACCACGAAUGAAACAUUAGCCGUGCACAGACAGCAAACACAUUCACACAAAGUGCAAACACAAACAAAAGAGCAGCGGCAGGAGGAAUUAUCUAGCGAUGCGCAGAAACUCCAAACGGAAUUCCAGUGGAAGCAAGGCGGUUGUUGACAAGGAUAACGAUGGAAUUCCGAAGGUUUUGUGUUAACAAUAGCUACUGUACGCAUGCAAAGCUCACACAACACCACCACCACGAAAGAGAUAAAGCAUCGUAUUCAUUCAAUGCAAUAGCGAAAAAGAAACAAAACAGAAAAACCAGGAAAGCUAUUACGAACGUGAAAAGGAAGGCGAAACAAAACAAAAAAAUACGGAAAAGAGAUAGAGGUAAAACACAAACUCUACAUUAUAAAUAAUUAUAUAUACAUAUAACGAGGAGAAAAGGAAAACAAAACAGCAUAUAUAAACAGGAAGAGAGAUUCUGGUAAGAUGACGAGACAAACACAUACACACAAACGGAUGCUUAGCAAAGAUUAUAAGAUUAACUUCUAGUACUAUACAGAAAACAAAAAACACAUCCAUAUAUAUAUAUAUAAAUACAUAUAAAUGUUCAGAUAUAUCCUCCCCGAGAAAAAGAUGCCGCCAACAACAGGAAGGAAUGAUGCGAGAAGCGAACGCGCGCACGUAGGAAGGGCAAGUUACUAACUGAUAAUGUUUUGUUUGCCGACGUAAAAUGAGCGAUGUGAGCGGUUGGAAGCAAAGCAAGCACACAAAUUCAUGUUUAAGUAGUUUACAAAGCGAGCGAUUGGAGAUGAAGAGAUGGGUAACAUAUUAACAAACAACGUGUCCGUAGACACACUCGCACAUACGCGCCUGCACACAUACAUACACACACGCGCGAACGACGCUUUAGAAGAUAGCAAGCAACAAACAAAGCCUAGCGCAUAGAGUAAUGUGUUGUGUUGGUGGGGUGCUAUGAUAAAGCGGAUACUAUUACUAGAAAGACUUUCGAUUCGAUUUGCUCUGGACCGUAGUACUAUGGAGCGGCAGGAGCAUCCGGAUUAGAUUAGAUCGGAGGAGUAGUAGUGAUGAUUUGUGUCAUUUUGCAUUGGUGCAGCAUGCUUCCUGCGCUUUGGUGGCAAUAGUAACACGGAAUAUGUAUUAAAUUACUCUAGUUUUUUUUUGUUCUUUUAAUUCUUUUAAAAAAUUCGAUCGUUUGUAAGCUGGCGGCCAACCAGUACGUUAGAAGAGGAGUAGUAGCCUUUUAAACCCGAUUUUUUUUUGUUUCCUUUUUUUCGAAAUAGAAACAAGACGAACGUCCAUAAACGCGCGUAAUUGAGAGUGCAAAUUUGUUAUUGCGUACCCCUUUUUUUUAAAGCUAAUUAUCACCACCCAGAAACACAAGGAAAUUAAGCAGCAACAAGCAUAAGCCGUUGUGUGUGUGUGUAAUGUAUUGUAAAAAGGGCUUUUCUUUUUCGGGAAAUUCGUGUGUGUGUAUGUAUGUGUGCGUGUGUGUAUGUGCGAAUAGGAGGAUUUAGCGCGCCACAAAAAGAACGUGAGAGAGAGAGAGAGAGAGGGAUAUCAAAAACAGAAGGUGGUGGGUCUCGUCCCGAUGCUGUGGGGCACAUACAUGUGGAGCAUCAUCGUUUGGACACAGCAAACACUUAUGUGGCAGUAUAGGGAGAAAAGCAACAGGAGUGGCAAAAAAAGUAGUGGCUUUGCGUCUUUUUUUUAUAAUAAUCAUGGUUUAUCAAAGCGAAUAUGAAAUCUGUUCGGUGAAAUGUUUUGCUGCAACCUGUUUUCUUUUCAUUCGUUUGUAGUGUUUUUAAUUUUCCCUUGUUUCUUUUAAUUUUCUUACAAUAUUUCGUUCCACGAAUGGUUAUUUACUUUAAUUGUUCUACGACUAUGGUAUAGUUUCUUCUGCGCUUUUUCUUUUAAAAUAAUUCCCCGUUUUGCCAAAUGCAAACAACAACCACACACACGCACUGUAGCGCCCUACUACUACUACUAUACAGAGCUUCCACAAGAUUUGUAUUUUGUAAAAAAACAAACGAACCGUAGCUCUUAUCCGCGGUAAAUUAAUGUAGUAUGCGACUUUCCUUUUCCAUUUAACCAUUAGCAUGGGUAGAGAGCCGCGCACACAGGUUGCCUGUGAACCAACACCACCGUGGCAGAAUAGAGAGAUAGUGCUGCGGUAGCGUUUUCUGUGACAAAGCAAUGUAUCAUUGAAAGACGAUCAGCGCAAGGUCAAGAUUAUUCGAUAUCUUUUUUUUUUAUUCAUUUUUUUGUGUGCAACUGUCGUUCGGAAAGGAACGCCGCGCUGCGUAAGAAGAAUGAUCAACCCGUUUUGGUUCCGGGAUUUUUAAACUGCUAGCUUAAUCACACAUUUGCCAAGUAAAAACCCGACUGGAGAAAGCAAGUGUAACAUAAUAAUUAGAGGCAGGGAAAAGUGAGACAUAUGUAAUAGCCAUUAAUUUCGAGCGCUAAUUUCUAGAGAGACCCGAGCCAGGCACACAUAUAUACGCGCAUACGUCUAUUAGGAAGGAACUGAACAGCAGCAACACCCGCUUUUUAUUAAUGAUAAUGAAACAUUAUUUGGUUAACAACUCUCGAGCAUAAGAAAGAUAGUAUUCGUCUGUUUUAAUUUUUGCUAUCCUUUCCUUUUUUUUAAUAUAAAUUUGACGCGCGGAGUUCAGAAUUGUGUGCUCGUUGCGUACUACUUAUUACUACUACUACCGUGUACAUUCGGGACCAUUUUGCCCACCAUCAUCAGAAAACAAAACCGUUAAAUUUGUAAUGUAGUUGGCGCUCGGACUGUGGGAGCAGGAUUGCUCUCGCGCCGUUUGUAAAACGUUGUCCUCAACUUCUGUUACUCCACCCCCCCACCACCCCAAUCCUUACUUAUAUAGCUUCCCCAUCCGCAAAUCCUGCCCCCUCCCCUGUUUCGAUUAAGCGAUUCGUUUUAUAAACAAGUAUAUCAAGUAAUGUAGAGCUAGCAAGAAGGUAAAAACAAAAUGAACAACCACACACUUACAUCUAACAUCUAAGGGAAAGCGUAAAAAUACAAUACAAAAAUUAAACAUCUUUUUAAAAGAAGAGGAGAAGGGCACUAUUCUUAAAGAAAAGAGAAAAAAAAACACGGAAGGACACACCUCUACGAAUUAAGGUCAGGUUUAAGAACGAGAACUGAUAUUGUGUAACUCUUUUUUUUUGCUAGAAAAAUCAACCAGACAAUACCACCACCACCACCACACACACCAGUGUCUUCUGCGCCCGCGAAGGUUCACGAUUAUUUUCGAUUAGACUUACAUACGCACGUGUUAAUAUUAUGCUGUGGAGGAAGCAAAAGCUUAAAAAAAGUCGCACACAAAUCGAGACACAGGGCUCCGCGAAUGUUAAGAAAAGGGUUUUAAUUUUACUUUCGUGCUCCUAUCCUUCCUAGGAACCGAUAGGGAGAGGACGGACAACACGCUAAAGGACACAUAACUUGUAGGAAACCGGUACGCUGAAAGUGUUUGUUUUGUAACGUACGCGCAAUUUGGCAUUGUUCAACCGAAAAGGCGCGCGGUUUCUUGUGUAAGGUUCGUUGUACGCCGCGUCUGGCUCUGUAGGCGUAAGUGAGAUCAUUUUUAAAAGAACUCAGAUUAGAAAACGAAACGCAAAAAAUCAAACUAAAAUAGUGCUAAACUACUACUCUUACUACUACUAUUACUACUACUACUAUUACUGAUAGGUGUAGCGUGCGUACCAGAGCGUGCAAGGGAAUUUGCGUACGAGAUCGGACGAUGAGUGAUAUUAGCGUGUGAGUGUCUGUUAAAUAACUACUGCUUAAAACCGAGUCAAGCGAAACACAACACAAAUUGUUAAGAAACAAAACACAAGCAAGCCUUAAGAUAGUAGACGAAAGGAAAGUAAAACUAGUUUCCCCGUUUCCCGAUUCUUCUGUUUUUGUAAGUAGAAAAGUAUGAAAUCAUAAGCAGCAGCAGCAGCAGUAGAUACGGUCGCCACCAAGAAGUUAAGUUGAAAUGAGUUAAGCAAACGAGUUUUAAGUAAGAUGAGAAGCGGAAGCCCUGUUUUAGUAAGCGUAAAAGCCUGUAAUGGUUAAGAAAAAGAAAAAAAAAACACACACACAGAAGAGACCUGCAACACAACAGGAGAAUGGAAGUAACUUAAAGCAAGCAGUAAUUUAGCAAAGUCAGGAAAAUAGGAAAAGCAGAAGCGUUGGAUUUGUGUGCGCGUUAAAAGUCUAAGAAAAGAAGCGUGAACUUUUCCCCCAUAUUGUUGGUCUCCCCUUCGCCGGAAACGGAAUCGGUAUCGAAUACCGCCCCUUUUAGUAGUACCCUGCCUCCCCGGAUCCUUUCCCGUUCCCACUGAUGUAAAGUGCGUUAAGUUGAGUGUUAGGUAUUUUUUCUGUUUAAUUGUGUUUUUCUUUUACUUACGUGUCCUUUCGAUGUGUGUGUGUGUGAGUGUUUUAAAAACUGUAAUUCUUACUUAUACAUAUAGAUUCUCCUCCUAGGCUUUCCUGCCCUUAAACGUAGCAGUGUUGCAAAACAAAUUGAUAGUUAAGAACUCUCCUUAACCCCUUCUUCGAGUUACCUCCCGAAAACUAACCUUCUUCCUCUCCUCCACCCCUUCCCCCCGCCACGCAAAAAAGUAAUUAAUCUACCGUCUUUGCGCCCUCCCCCCGUGGAACUAGUUCCACCUUUGUUUUUUUUAAGGAUAAUGUUUUUUGAACAGUCUUUAGCUCGUAUUUUUUCCCUCUUAUUUUUUCGUUUGUUUGUUUUAAAUAUGUAAAAGUGUUGUGAACAACUGAACUGAGGUUUGAUAGAAGCGCAAGAGAUAGAUAACAACCGAGAACCCCCCCCUAAUCAAGAAUGAGUGCGUGCGUGUGUGUGCGUGUGCGCGCGCGCGUGUGUGUGUGCUACCCGGAAGAAGAUCCUAUGAGGAAGAUCCAGCAGAGUUCGUUAUGCUUAGCGGGCGCGCGCGCGCGUGCGACAGUUGGCGUAUAUUAUAAUUUUAUGUUCCGCUUUAUGAAUAUUUCUUCUUUUACGAUGUUUUUUUUUUUAAUAUUUUCUUCGUUCUUUCUGUGUAAUUUGCUAUCUUUUCAUUGUCCCAUUAUUAUGGCAUAAAUAUACAUCAUUUAUAAUUCAAGCAUA